AUGAGACAACCUCAUAUUUAUUCCUUUCCUGUCACCACCUCUCGUCAUUAUUUUCUCUUCUCUAAUCUCUCCUUCUCUCUUCCUCGCUUUCUCUCUUCAAUCCCGCGUGUUUCCUCAGAAACAAGAGAUUUCAUGUUAAUGGGGAGCUUAACGAUGGAAGAGAAGCAACUAGAUUUCAACCGACCUCUUAUAUCCAUUAGACGUCCUACACAAACUUCAGAAACCGAGAGCAAAGAUUCAGCAACCAACAAGAAUCCUCCUCCUCCUUCUCCACCUGUAUACAAGUCUGAUAUCAAGUCAGGUCCUGUGAGAAAUCCAGGAACAGUCCCUUUUCAAUGGGAACACAUUCCCGGAAAACCAAAAGACGAAAGGAAACCGGUUUUACAAGGUCUUGUGGAGACACAUUUUGUGCCAAAGCUUCCUCCUGGGAGGAUUAUAAACUGUAGAGAACCACAAGAACCUGAAACUAGAGACGCAAAGAGUUAUAGUUCUCGGUAUGAAGAUGAUGAUAGUGAUGGUACUUAUCUUGAUGCAAAUGAUACACUUUCAAGAUCUGAAUCAUUCUUCUUCAACUGUAGUAAUGUUAGUGGUUUGAGCGGUUUGGAUGGUCCGGGGAUAGUGGUAGAGCCGUUUGGAACUUUAUCUAGCGAUCGACAAACUCAAGAUCUAAUGAUGGGGAGGUUCUUGCCUGCAGCUAAGGCCUUGACUUCAGAGACACCUCAGAAUCUUGCUAGGAAACCACCUAAACCAGAAGAACCGGCUAGGCAGAUGAUGGUAAUGAAGAAGGAGAAACAUAGAAAAGCUGAGCAGAAUCCGUAUCGGUUCCAACAAGAGGAAGAUGGAAACACAAGCAGCAUGAUGGCUUCUGGUGUUUGUGGUUUAGUCCCUCAGAUAUGUUCUUUUGGAAUAUUGAGUUCUGUUCCAUCUGUGAGAGUGCAGACACAGAGAGCUGUUUCUGUUCGUCGUAUGCGUUCUAAGUAUCAAGAUUCUACUCAGAACAAGCAAACCAAUGAAACUGUGAAUGAAGAUAAGAGGAAGUUGAAGAUAAAUGGAUCAACUGUAGAAAGGUCUUCUCAAGGUGAGUCAUUAUCAGUAAAAGAGAACUUCAGCGCCACUAAAAUCAGUAAAAACUUUGGUGAGCUCUUGGCUAGCGAUGAUAACACAUGGAAGCCAGUGGCGGAGAAAACUCUGUAUGUUGAUACUGUGCAUUCAGUAGACAAGAAUGUACAAGAAGAGUCCAAGGAGCAAUCUUUAUCAAAAGAGUUUCCUCCACUAGACAUUGUUCCUGUUAAAGAAGAUGAGGAUAUCAUUGUGGAAGAAUGUUCUGAUCAAGCUAUAGUUGCAGUGCAAGAAUGUAAUGUGGUAGUAGAGAUUACAAAGGAGAAGACUGAUCUUGAAGUCAAGUUGUUGCAGAGAAAGACAACAAAUCUUGAAAGUUCAAGGUUUCAUCAUCGUUCAACUUAUCACAUUGUUCCUCCACCACCAUUGCCAAAAGCUCCAUCAGAUUCUUGGCUAAAGCGUACAUUACCAACAAUUCCAUCCAAGAACAACUCGUUCACAUGGUUACAGUCUCUAGGCACUGAUAAUAAUCAUUUCACUAAGAUUCAAGCAAACCCCAAGUGGGAAACUUUGGUCAAAACCUCCAAUACAGAACAAGGGUUUAUGUGCUUCUCCAAGGAAACACUCAACCCUAUACCAGAGGCCUAG
Messenger RNA from Microthlaspi erraticum, 1707 nucleotides. Lineage: Eukaryota; Viridiplantae; Streptophyta; Magnoliopsida; Brassicales; Brassicaceae. The record is from the annotation of a GenBank genome assembly.